AUGGAUAAUGUAAGCUAUAUAAGUCUUGAUGGAUACAUAGAAAUGAACAAAUACAGGUGUUUCUACUUCCUGCUGCUGUUCACUGCCUAUGUUCUGAUUCUGUGCAGUAACUCCACCAUCGUGUGUCUCAUAGUGAUUCACAGGAGCCUUCAUGAACCCAUGUACGUGUUCAUCGCCGCUCUGUUGACCAACUCUCUUCUUUUCAGCUCUGCUCUUUAUCCAAAGCUGCUGCUGGACGUUUUAUCAGAGACACCGGUGGUGUCGUACCCAGUCUGCCUCUUGCAAUGGUUCAUCAGUUAUUCUCUGUGUGGCUCAGAGUUUUUGCUCUUGUGUUUCAUGGCCUACGACAGAUACGUGUCCAUCUGUCGACCUCUGCAGUACCCGACCCUGAUGAGACAGAGGAUGAUCUGGGUUUUCCUGAGCGUGGCCUGGCUGCUGCCGGCCUGUCAGGUGGCGGUGCCGGUCAGACUCAGUGCUGAGGCCAGACUCUGUAAUUAUUCCUACAGAGGGAUCAUCUGCAGCAGCGCAGUUUACAGGCUGCACUGCGUCAGCUCUCCAGCGCUGCUGCUCUACGGACUGGUCGUCCUGGUGAACGUAAUCGUGCUCCCUGUGAUUUUCAUCCUGUUCACUUAUGUCAGGAUUCUGAUCAUUUCCUACCGCAGCGGCAGAGACGUGAGGAGGAAAGCUGCUAACACCUGUUUACCUCACCUGCUGGUUCUAAUCAACUACACUGCUUUGAGUGUGUGCAAUGUUCUUCUGGCUCGAACAGAAGCUGUUUUUUCAAAAACUCUACUUUUCAUAUUGGCGUUACAAGUCAUUUUAAACCACCCACUGUUGAAUCCCAUUGUAUAUGGAGUGAAAAUGAAGGAAAUACAUAAACACCUCAGGAGGCUGUUGUUUCCAGAUAAACGGCUUUAG
Molecule: messenger RNA, 918 nt
Organism: Betta splendens (Siamese fighting fish)
Lineage: Eukaryota; Metazoa; Chordata; Actinopteri; Anabantiformes; Osphronemidae
Product: olfactory receptor 6N2-like
Exons: 1
Coding region: 1-918 (305 amino acids)
Biological process (GO): G protein-coupled receptor signaling pathway
Cellular component (GO): membrane
Molecular function (GO): olfactory receptor activity; G protein-coupled receptor activity
Source: RefSeq, a predicted model, not a curated record